Molecule: messenger RNA, 240 nt
Organism: Protopolystoma xenopodis
Lineage: Eukaryota; Metazoa; Platyhelminthes; Monogenea; Polystomatidea; Polystomatidae
Source: the annotation of a GenBank genome assembly
AUGAGUUCAAGCUCUGAUGAUGUCCAUCAUAUGUUGGACGAAAACCCAGCUCGUUUUCAACCGAAGCGAGUGAGUAUGUCUUGUGGUUUGCGUAAGCCUGAACGUCGUAUUUACGCCAAACGGCUGCGGUACAACGCGAUUCAUCCGUCCUCUUCUGGUGAGAUCGACAUUCGAAUCUAUUUUCAUCCACUUUCAUAUGAAAUGGAAGUCUUCCCAAUAAUAUUGCUUGUUUUGCUUUGA